UUACGUUGCUUAAAAUUAUCACCACGGGAUGUAGGACACUUUGUUCCUUGCAGCCCAACACAGGCAACGUUAGCUAUUGUGCCUAUAGCUAUUCCGCUAGCUAGCUUGCUAGCUGGCUGGCAAGGUACACAAUAACGUUAGCUCGACUUCUGGACACGGCGCUGCAACAACAGCGAUGAGACGAGAGUGAAAGCAGGAGCGGAAGUUUGGUUCCACCCAGAAAAACGUCAGUAGAAGAGCAGCGGGCACGAGACAUCCUGAUUACAGAAUGACAAGCUCCUCUACUCCCCGCAUGGUGAACACCACGUACAAGCGGACGUCCAGCCCGCGGUCCCCCACCAACAGUGGCGAGCUCUACACACCCGCACACGAGGAGAACGUCCGCUUCAUCCACGACACCUGGAUGUGUGUCCUGAAAGAGAUCAAGUCACCGCAGAAUGAGCGUAACGAACGCGGGCCGCAGGAGUAUGUGGAGAAGAACCCCAACCCCAGCCUGCACACCUUCACACCCAUUGACCUGAGUGACCUCAAGAAACGCAACACACAGGACGCCAAGAAGUCUUAGUGGACCAGACGCUGUCCUCCUGGGAAGAGCGUGGCCCAGACGCGGCACAGACGCGGGCCAGACGCGGUCCUCCUGGGAAGAGCAGCUUUAAGGCUUUUUUUUUUCUCUCUUUCUUUUCUCUCCUGGGAAACGUCACUCUCCUGUGGCCGUCUGUCCGCCAACCAGGCGCCGGCAUUGGGCCGUCUGUCAGCCGCGUCUCAGCCAGGACUACCCACCAUCCCCUCUCCUCAUCCUCAUCGUCGUCGCCAGGCGGUGGUCUUCAACAGCUCCACCCUGCUCCCGCGUCCCCCGACACACACACACACACACACACACACACACACACACACACA
Messenger RNA from Clupea harengus (Atlantic herring), 897 nucleotides. RefSeq names its product MAPK regulated corepressor interacting protein 1 (gene mcrip1). Bases 269 to 565 code for a protein of 98 amino acids. NCBI's taxonomy places the organism in Eukaryota, Metazoa, Chordata, Actinopteri, Clupeiformes, Clupeidae. The transcript is spliced from 5 exons. The record is from RefSeq and is a predicted model, not a curated record.